Schistosoma spindalis is the source of this 4937-nucleotide messenger RNA. NCBI's taxonomy places the organism in Eukaryota, Metazoa, Platyhelminthes, Trematoda, Strigeidida, Schistosomatidae. The record is from the annotation of a GenBank genome assembly.
AUGAGCUUUCAUAGGGUCCUGUUGGUUUUAUUGGUGUUUGGGCUUAUUAGUUCAUGUACAGCUCAGAGCCUGAUUCAAAGGGAUAACUACACCUAUUUCAAUGUGUCUGGUUGCUUAGCAUUCUUUGCUCGUUCGAUUUCUGUAAAAUUCGUUAGCGGUAAAACAGCCAGUAUCGUUCCUAUACCAGCAAGUUCAUUGUCACUUUCUCCACUCAGUAAAUGCUCUGACUUAAAAUCGUUGCUCGUUUUCACAUCAUCAAACGUUAAUGAAAUCUCCGACCUUAAUGUCAGCUUGGGUUUUAGCAAAUCUGGCCGUUAUUGGAGUGUGUCUGAAUCAUCUGUUAGUAUCAAGUGUCAAUCAGGUUCCAAAUCAUGCGUCAAUGUAGCUGGAAAUCCCUUGAUUAUCAAAUGGGCUGGAGCCCCUAUCAAUCUUGGUUACAAGUGUACUAAGCCUUCAGUCGCGCCAGUAAUCUUACCGUCAGAAUCUGGGAAUUCAGUUUCUCUUCAGUUUACUAGCAUCCAGGUCCAACCAUUCGGCGUAAAAGAUGGUGUGUUUGGUGAUGUUACAGAUUGUGUCGGGUACUUCAGUAUUGGUGUCUGGUCAUCACUGAUUGUUUCUAUUCUUUUGGUUUCUGUUUUAACAUAUGGUUUAGUUAUGUUGGCAUCUGUACAGCCUAGUGAAAUAUAUGAAGAUCCUAAAAAGAAAAUGAUUCAGCUUGAUGCUGUACAAGGAUGUAGUAUAUUUUAUCAAUUAGAUUUUAAAUGGAAAAAAGCAUUAUGUGAUUCAGAAUUAAAUAAAUUAAAAGAAAUUCCAUUAAAUUUACCAAUUAAUUUAAUUGAAUUACGUAUUAUACAUCAAUCAAUUCAAAAAUUAAAUAAACAUUCAUUCAAUUCAUUAAUACAUUUAGAAUUAUUACAUAUUGAAUCCAGUGAAUUAAAACAUAUUGAAUCAGAUACAUUUAAACAAUUAAUAUCAUUAAAAUAUAUUAAUUUACGUAAUAAUUCAUUAAAAUUUAUUACAACAAGUAGUCGUCAUGGCAACAAGAACAACAACCAUAAUAAUAAUAAUAAUAGUAUUAAUAAUAAUAUUGAUGAGAAUAAUAAACAAGAAGGUUUUCCUAUUGAUUUAUUACAUUAUUUACCUAAUUUAAUAUCAUUAAAUUUAGCUGAAAAUCCUAUUGAUUUUAUACCAGAUUCAUUUUUUAAUAAUUUAUAUCAAUAUAAUUAUCAAUUAAAAUAUUUAUGGUUAAAUUCAGUAAAAUCAAAUGGUAUAAAAUUUGAAUCGAAUAUUAUUAUUAAACCAUUAAUACAAUUACGUUUAUUAGAUUUAAGUUAUACAGGUUUACAUUAUUUACAUGAAUCUAAUGAAUUAUCAUUAAAUAAUAUGAUUUAUUUAAAUGAAUUCUAUCUUGGUGGUAAUCCAUGGUUAUGUGAUUGUAAAAUAAAUUGGUUAAAAUUAUGGUUUUUAAAAAGAACCACCUCCUUAACUAUGAUAUCCUCCUCGAUGACAUCGUCAUCGUCACCAUCCUCAUCAUCAUCAUCCUCAUCACCACUACCACCAUCAUUGAAUCCGAUACAAUAUAAACAAAAUAAAACAAAUUCUAAUGGUAUUGUAGAAUUAAUUGAACCAUUAUGUUAUAAACCAGAUUUAUUAAAAGGUAAAUUAAUUUUAUCAAAUAAUCAAUAUAAUUCAUUACAAUUUAAUGAUUUAUAUUGUAAUCCACAAAUUUUUACAUUAAAUCAAAAUAAAACUAUUUAUUAUAAUCAUACAAUGUUAUUAACAUGUCAUUAUUAUGCUAUACAUAUAUAUCAUUUAUUAUGGUAUAAAAAUAAUAAAUUAUUAUUCAUACAUAAUACAACACAUUAUAAUAUUAAUUAUGGGAAAUUAGGCGCUAAUUUUUAUUCAAAUUUAUUAAUUCAUUCAACAAAUGAACAUGAUACUGGUUUAUGGAGUUGUGUAUUAAAUAAUCAAUAUCGUACAAUAUUUCAUGUCAGUAUUUUAAAUUCUGAUGGAACAAUUCUUUAUUCAAAUGAGAAUAAUCACGAUAAUGAGAAUGGGAAUGGGAAUGGGAAUGGAAAUGGAAAUGGGAAUAGAAAUUCAUUAUUACAUAAAUUAUUUCAAUUAUUUGGUAUAAAUAAUCAAACAAAAUAUUGGAUAUAUGCUAGUAUUAUUAUGAUUAUAUUAUUUAUUAUUUUAACAAUUAUUGGUAUAGGAAUAUUUUGUUGCUAUGAACCAAAAUCAUCAUCAUCAUUAUCAAGAUCAUCAAAUGGUAUUAUAAAUGAAAUAAAUAGAAAGAAUAAAUUAAAAUCUAUAUGUAAAUGUCCAUGGAAAUGGAUCCAUGCUAGACAUUAUCGUCUUCGUCAUUCUCGUCGUCAUCGUUGUCAUAGUAACAAUAAUAAUAAUAAUAGUAAUAAAAAGACCAAAGUUAAUAAAGAUGAUUCAAUCAGUAGUUUAUUAGUAACAACUCAUGAUGAACAAAAAAUUAAUGAUAAUAAUGAUAUAAAAUUAAUAAAUAAUCAUAUGAAAGAGGAUACAGUUUGUGUAAAUUUCAAUUUAAAUACAAUUGUCACUACCACCAGCACCACCAACACCACCACCACCUCAACAACAACAACAACAACAACAACAGUGAUAACAACGAAUACUAUUUCUCAUUCAAAUAUUGAUAUAAAUCAUACAGAGAAUAAUGAUAAUAUAUUAUUAAGAAGAAAUAUAGAUGAAAAUCGUUUAUUAAAUAUAUUUUGUUGUCCUACAAAUACAACACGUGAUGUUCAAUUAGUUACUAUACCUAUAACUAGUUCAUCAUCUUUAUCAUUAUCAACACAUUUAGGUGAAUCAUUUAUACAAGGAACAAUGGUUACUGAUGAAAAACAUGUUCUAGUAUCAUGUGAUAGUCCAGAACCAAAAUUAUUAAUUACUACAAAUGAAAUAAUACCUUCUUCAAAUAUUUCUUCAUUAGAUUAUUCCAAUUGCUUACAACAACAACAACAACAACAACAACAAUCAUUAAAUGUUACAUCUCAACAAAAUUAUACUGAAUGGAAUGGGAAUGGUUGUUAUUCAUCAUCAUCACCAUCAUUAUUAUCAUCAUCACAAUUUCCUGGAAUUUAUACAUCGAAUCAAACAAUAAUUGAUACAUCAAAACCAUGUCCUGUACAUGGAAUGAUGAAUUUGAAACAGAUAGAAAUGAAUUAUAAUAUACCUUCUAAUACUACUAUAGAUAAUAAUCAUCUAAAUAGAAAACAAUUAUCAAAUUAUAAAAAAGUCAAUUCAAUUUAUUCAGAUCAUUCUAAUCAUUCAACUAUAUUGACUGAUACACAUUUAUCAAAUGGUGUAUAUAUAGAUUCUCAUAAUCAAAAUAAUGAUCAUUAUAACAAUGAAAUAGAACUGAUACAAAAUUAUUCAAAUCCUUUAUUACAAAAAGAUCAUUUCAAUAAAACUAAUAUAAAAUGGUCUAUAGAUUCACAAUCUCAAGGAACUUGUCCAUUACAUGGAAAUCAAACAUUCUUACAAACAAAUAAUCAAUUAAACUAUAAUGAUCAAGAAGAUAUUACAUUACAAAAUGAUAAACAUUUAAAUAAAUCAAUUAUUCAUGAACAAUCUAAUUAUCUUAUAGAUCCUUGUUACCAUGGUACACUAGAUAAUCAAGACGUAUCAAUGUGUUCAUCAAAUAAACAAACUAAUAUACAAUUAAAUAAUCUUCAUAAACAUCAUUAUAAUUUAUCAUUAAAUUCUAUUCAAUCAAAACAAAUGAUUUAUACAUUAAAUAAUGAAAUAGAAUCUUAUGAUGAAAGUUCAUUUUCUGAAAAUUUAUUACAUAAUAAUUGUAUUUCUCAUUCAUCUACAUCGUCAAUUUCAUCUUCAAUCAAUUCAACUUCAUCAUUUAAUCAACAUUUUAAAUAUAUUUAUUCAUUAAAUCAUACAGGAUUAAAUUCAAUUUGUUCAUCUUUAUCAAAUCAAAUCAAUUUAGCAACAGCAGCUGUUUCGGCUGCUUCUGCUGCUUCUGCUUCUGGUUCAGCUUCUGCUUCAGCUAAUGCUACUAUUCAUCUUGUACAACAACCAUCUCCACCUUCAUUAAAGUUUUGUCCUUCUUCAAAAUUAUUAAGAAAUCGAUCAAAUAGUACAAUGAAUUAUUCACAUAAUCGAAUGAAUUAUGAUAUAUUGAAUAAUUUUAAAUGUCCUAUACAUUCCUUAACAAUGAAUCGUAGAUCAAUACCACAUCAAUUAUUCUAUGAUGCUUAUAAUCAUCGUGAAAAUAUGCGUCAAUAUAAUUAUGAUACAACUACUGAUAAUAACAUCAGUACUCUUCGAGUGACUACUUUACCAACACGAUUCAGGAAAGUCAAUCAUAAUAUUAUUAUUAAUAAUAAUAAUAAUAAACGUAAUAGAAGUAGUAGUAGUAGUAAUAGUAGUAGUAAUAGUAGUAGUACUAGUAAUAACAGUAGUACUACUAAUGAUAAUAAUAAUAAUAGUAGUAUUAUAAAUCAUAUGGCUUCCAUUAGAAAAUUCUCUAGUCAACAUAAUGUACAAUCAAAUUAUUCAUCGACUAUUCAAAGUUUAGAUAAAUUUUUUAAUAAAUCUUUACAAAAAUCUAUAUUACGUCCCGGUUCUAAACAUAAAUUAGAUACAGAAAGUGAUUCAGAUAGUAAUCAUAAUCAUAAUCAUAAUAAUAAUAAUAAUACAUCAGAAGAAAAUAAUUUUUAAUUUUAUUGAUUUUUAUCGAUUAGUAUACACAAACAAAAAAUGUAUUAGUAUCCGGGGGGAGAAAUUCCCUGUAUAUAUAUAUACAUAUAUAUAUAUAUGUAAAUGUUUAUGAUGUAAUGAGUAAUCGUCUUUUUUUUCUAAAUUUGCCGCCACAUUUUAAAUUUCAUUGAUUAUCAUAUACAUAUUAUGAUAUUUAAACAAGGAGGGGGGGAUAUUGAUUUUUUUGUUUUUUG